Messenger RNA from Calliphora vicina (urban bluebottle blowfly), 1984 nucleotides. It is a transcript of the gene Gpdh1, whose product is annotated as Glycerol-3-phosphate dehydrogenase 1. Lineage: Eukaryota; Metazoa; Arthropoda; Insecta; Diptera; Calliphoridae. The record is from RefSeq and is a predicted model, not a curated record. Gene Ontology annotation, biological process: glycerol-3-phosphate catabolic process; carbohydrate metabolic process. Gene Ontology annotation, molecular function: NAD binding; glycerol-3-phosphate dehydrogenase [NAD(P)+] activity; protein homodimerization activity. Gene Ontology annotation, cellular component: glycerol-3-phosphate dehydrogenase (FAD) complex; cytosol. The transcript has 6 exons. Bases 176 to 1237 code for a protein of 353 amino acids.
UAGUUGCUACUUCGGCGGUGUUUAACGUGUCAUUUUUUGGUUUCAAAUAAAAAACUUUAGAGACAUUAACAGAAAAUCUAACGCAUUAGUGCAAAAUCGUAAAAAAUUGCAUUCAGUAUAAAAAAAAGAAACUUAGAAACUUUUCAAAUAAAAUAACAAAGAACAUUAACUAAAAAUGGCUCAAAAAACAAGUGUAUGCAUUGUCGGUUCUGGCAACUGGGGCUCUGCUAUAGCCAAAAUUGUGGGUGCCAAUUGUGCUAAUUUGCCCGAAUUCGAGGAACGUGUUACCAUGUUUGUGUAUGAAGAAAUGAUCGAUGGCAAGAAAUUGACAGAAAUCAUUAAUACCACCCAUGAGAAUGUUAAAUAUCUACCCGGACACAAAUUGCCCCCAAAUGUGGUUGCUGUACCCGAUUUGGCAGAGGCCGCCAAAGAUGCUGAUGUUUUAAUUUUCGUUGUGCCCCAUCAAUUUAUUCCCAAUUUCUGUAAAACACUUUUGGGUAAAAUUAAGCCCAAUGCCCAAGCAAUUUCCCUAAUCAAGGGCUUUGAUAAGGCCGAAGGUGGUGGCAUUGACUUGAUCUCACACAUUAUUACACGUCAUCUGAAAAUUCCCUGCUCCGUACUUAUGGGUGCCAAUUUGGCCAACGAAGUGGCUGAGGAACAAUUUUGCGAAACAACCAUUGGUUGUCGCGACCCCAAAUACGCCAAAAUCUUGCGUGAUCUCUUCCAGGCCAAUCACUUUAGAGUUGUGGUGGUUGAGGACUCUGAUGCUGUAGAAAUCUGUGGUGCUUUGAAGAAUGUGGUGGCCAUGGGUGCUGGUUUCGUUGAUGGCUUGGGCUUGGGCGACAACACCAAGGCUGCUGUUAUCCGUUUAGGUUUAAUGGAAAUGAUUCGCUUUGUGGAAAUCAUGUAUCCCGGCAGCAAAUUAUCCACCUUCUUUGAAAGCUGUGGUGUGGCUGAUUUAAUUACCACCUGCUAUGGUGGCCGUAAUCGCAAGGUUGGCGAAGCUUUUGUUAAAUCUGGUAAAACCAUUCAACAAUUGGAGACUGAAAUGUUGAAUGGACAAAAACUACAGGGACCUCUUACUGCCGAAGAAGUUAGCUACAUGUUGAAAAACAAAAAUUUGGAAGCCAAGUUCCCCUUGUUCACCGCCGUUAAUAAAAUCUGCUCUGGUGCCCUCAAACCCCAAGAAUUAAUUGAAUGCAUACGCAUUCAUCCCGAGCAUAUGCAAAAAUUAUAAAUUAUUUGUAAAGAAUCUGCCUAAAUUAUUUAAAAACCAAAAAUCUCUAAAAAAAACCUAUUUAAAUAACAUCUUUUAAACAGCUAACCAAAAAAAAAGCUUAGACAUUUUAACUUAAACGCAUAAACUGUGAUUUGUUUUCUUUUUACAACAACAACAAAACCUAGAAGAAAAACACCAGCACAAUUUAAUUUAUUAGAUUGCCUUGAACAUUUAAACCAAAAUUAAUUAAAUACAAAAAGGUGCUUAAAUCUAAUACAAACCAUGUCUUUUAAACACCCUAAAAUUUUAAGGCAUAUCUUGAACUUCCUCUCAAUUUAAAAGUAGCAAACUUGUCCUUGUACUAAAAUCAUUUAUUUUAACCAACAAAAGAAUUAUAUUUUUAAAACUAUAUUUAAGUUGUAAGUAAGUAAAACAACACUUUUACAACUAAAUAUGUAUUUUUGUUACAAAAAUUAAAAUAAAAACAAACAAAAAACGAAGAAGUACCUAAAUUAAAAUAAAACAAAUGAAAUAUAUUAAAUAUUUAUUAAGUAAAAAGCAAAGAAACAAACAAAACAAACAGACGAAUUAAGGACGACAAUUUAUUUUUAUUGUAUAAAAGACCAUACACAAACAAAAAAUACAAACAUAUUUUAGUUUAUAAACAACAAUGAAACAAAUUUAAAAAAAUAUAGUAUAUUAUUACAAUUUUAGUUAAUAUUUGUGAAAAUAAAUUUAUUAUAUAGAUAAACUAAAUCCCAAAAA